Malus domestica (apple) is the source of this 577-nucleotide messenger RNA. Lineage: Eukaryota; Viridiplantae; Streptophyta; Magnoliopsida; Rosales; Rosaceae. The record is from RefSeq and is a predicted model, not a curated record.
UUCCUUCUCUUUCUAUUGCAAUCCGAAAUCAAGAUAUCAAAUUAAGCUACUUAUAUUAGUGUGUUCAAGUUCAACAUGGGAGGGCAUAUUUUUCUUCUCCGCGCCUUCUCAUCAAGGUCAAGGUCCACAAUUUUGAAGUCAUUAGCAGCAUGUCAUUACACAACCAACCAGAGGUAUAGCAGCCAAGGGAGCAAGGGAGAGCACCACCACGGCCACACAGGUAUAGAAGAGAGAGCACCUUCUACGGCUGAGGAGUUCAAGAGAGUGGCGGAGGAGAAGCGGAAGGCGGAGGAGAAGCUGAAGGUGGUGGAGCAAGGUGUGGCCGGCCAGACAGCGGACAAGGCAUACGAUGGGACAGAGGAAGCUAUCUUGGGUGACUCUAACGUUGAAUCUGUCAAGAACAGGUACAAGGAACAUGAACCCGGGGCUGACUACAGAAGGAGGCCACAUGACGACUAAAACAAUUUUUUUUUGGGUCUAAUUUAUGGGUAGUUUGAUAUUACUGUGUUUUUUUUUUAAAAGAAUUGUUUCUAUUGUGAUGUGAGAAUAAAUUGCUGUAAAAUACAGUUGCUGAGGG